Molecule: messenger RNA, 4138 nt
Organism: Anolis carolinensis (green anole)
Lineage: Eukaryota; Metazoa; Chordata; Lepidosauria; Squamata; Anolidae
Product: probable leucine--tRNA ligase, mitochondrial
Biological process (GO): mitochondrial translation; leucyl-tRNA aminoacylation
Cellular component (GO): mitochondrion
Molecular function (GO): ATP binding; aminoacyl-tRNA deacylase activity; leucine-tRNA ligase activity
Source: RefSeq, a predicted model, not a curated record
GCAAUGGUUAAUUGGGAUCCGGUGGACCAGACUGUUCUUGCUAAUGAACAGGUGGAUGAAAAUGGCUGUUCAUGGCGUUCAGGAGCAAAAGUGCAAAAGAAGUACCUCAAGCAGUGGUUCAUUAAACCAUCUGCCUAUGCAAAGUCCAUGCUUGAUGGUUUGUCAGAUCUCCCUAAGUGGUAUGGAAUAAAAGAAAUGCAAGCCAAUUGGCUAGGAGACUGCACUGGAUGCUACUUUGAGUUUAUUUUGAAGGUUAAUAACAAAUCAACAGGAGAGAAAAUAGCAGCCUUUGCAUAUGUACCUGAAGCCAUUUAUGGUAUGUCUUAUUUACAUAUCUUACCUGACCACAGACUGUUACAUGGAAAUAGCAGUCUAAAGGAAGCCUUCCAGAAGGAUUUGAUACCAGGCAAAGAGUCUCUUACUUCAGUGACAGCUAUGAACCUGCUUACCAAUCAGGAGAUCCCUGUAGUCAUAUCAGCAAAAUCAGAGUUUGAAGGCUACCUUGAUGCUAAAAUAGGAAUCCCUUGCACUGAAGCAGAUGAUGCUAAAGUUGCUAGGAGUUUGGGCCUGUCAUUUGAAGAAGUUAUUGAAACUCUGUCAGAUGGCUCACAGAGACUGAUCCACUCUGGAGAGUUCACAGGUAUGAGUAGACAACAAGCGUUAAAUGCAAUCACUGAGCAAGCCAAAAAUAAAGGAGUAGGAGUAUACCUAACAAGUAAUAAAUUGAAAGAUUGGCUGAUCUCCCGACAACGUUAUUGGGGAACACCUAUUCCAGUUAUUCAUUGCCAGUCCUGUGGUCCUGUGCCUGUGCCGUAUGAGGAUUUACCUGUACAGUUGCCAAAUAUUGCAUCCUUUACAGGCAAGGGUGGCUCACCAUUAGCUUCAAUUUCAGAUUGGGUCAACUGCUGUUGUCCAAAAUGCAAGAAACCUUCAAGGAGAGAAACAGAUACCAUGGAUACAUUUGUUGAUUCAGCUUGGUAUUAUUUAAGAUAUACUGAUCCCCAUAACACUGAGAGAGCAUUUGACAAAGACUUGGCAGAUCAUUGGAUGCCUGUGGAUCUGUACAUUGGAGGAAAGGAACAUGCAGUGAUGCAUUUGUACUACGCCAGGUUCAUUAAUCAUUUUUGCCAUGAUCAGAAGAUGACUAAGCAUAGAGAGCCUUUUCACAAGCUCUUAGUUCAAGGCCUUAUCAAGAAUCGAACAUUCAGACUAACAACAACUGGUAAAUAUUUGAAGAGAGGAGAAGUUGACCUUACUGGUCCUGAACCUGUUCAUAUUAAAACCAAAGAAAAUCUGCAGAUGAUGUGGGAAAAAAUGAGUAAAUCUAAGCACAAUGGCAUAGAGCCUGAAGAAAUGGUCCAGCAAUACGGAAUUGACACAGUCCGACUCUACAUCCUAUUUGCUGCACCUCCGGAGCAAGACAUUUUGUGGGAUGUGAAAACUGAUGCAAUCCCUGGGGUGCAAAGAUGGCAAUCUCGCCUCUGGCACUUAGCAACCAAACUUAUUGAAGCCAGGAAUUCUGGAACGUUGCCCAGUCCUCAGCUGAUGAAUCAGAAAGAGAAAGAUGAAGCCAAACGUAUUUGGAAGCAAAAGAAUCAUGCUGUCUCACAGGUGACUGAAUACUUCUUGGAAGAUUAUUUGUUUAAUGCUGCAAUUUCUCAACUGAUGAGUCUCAGUAAUGCAUUGUCACAAGCGUCUCAAAGAGUUAUUCUCCAUAGUGCAGAAUAUGAGGAUGCCCUCGCAACACUCUGUGUUAUGCUUGCACCAAUGGCACCACACAUCAGUUCUGAGAUCUGGAAAGCGGAGCGGAGGCGGCAGCUGGACGAGUUCCUGGCCCAGAAAGGGAGGCCCAGGCCGGCGGGUGGCAGGCCCUACUUGAAGGACAGGACCAAUGGGCAGGCCUUGGCUCCCUCCAGACCGGACUCGGUGGCCAGGACGAAGCACAGGGAAGCCGCCCCAAGCAAACCCAAGGCGGCCCCCGUCAAGAAAGCGGUGCCCGGAGCGCCCCACCGCCCUGCGACAAAGGAGCCCCCAGCGGCUGGGUCCCGCUUUCCCCGGGAGCCCCCCUCCCAAACCCACCCUGAGAAGCCACUCAGGAAUGACCACAACAAAGGAAAACAGAAGGCAGAGGAUGGGAAAGAGAAUGCCGUUGUUGGAGUGACCGCAGUCCGACCGACUCAAAAGAGGGCUGUUUCCAGACCGGCGUUUGGAAGCCAUGCAUCCAAGCAAUCUGUACAUUUGGGGAGUAAGGGGACAUUCUCCCUGAACUCAGCAAAUCCUAAAAAGAAGCACCAAACUCCCCCGCCAGGCAAGAAGCCCUCCGCCCAUCCAAGGAGCCAUUCGGCUGCACCCAAAAGCGGAGCCGAGAGGAAGCAAGGCAACUUCAGGCAACAGCCGAGGACCCCCAAUGCAAAGCCUAGACCCCGGACCUCUGCCGUCCACACAGCUCCUGCCUCUGGGGGGCUCCGAAAUGGCAGGAGAGAGCCCCCCAAACCCAAGCACCCGGAUGUGGGCCCAGGCCAAGAGCUCAAGACCCCUUCUGCUCCCGACCGGAGGAAGCUGCUGGAGGACUGGGUGGCGUCCCGAGGAAGGACCUACAAGAGGCCCCCCAUGCGCCCCGCUGCCCCGAAGCCUCCGAAGGCAAAGUCCAGCCUGAACCUCGCCUUCUGGGGCUCCUUGGAGGAGGAGGAGGAGAAAGAGGAAGCGGAGAAGGAGGAGCAGCACCUGGCCAACGAGAUCACACACACCUUGGCAGAGUGCCGGAAGCUGGCCGAAGAGGGCCUUCCUGAAGAGCAGAUCCUCGCAGCGCUGACCCGCAUCCCGCAAGUGGAGAGGUUUGCCCAGUUCUGGGUCUGCAAAGCCACGCUAGAGGCGCAGAGGGGCUCCUUGGACGUGGCAGGGCUCUACGAAGCCGCCCUCUCCGCUGGGGCCACGCCGCUGCAGGAGCUGCGAGAUGCUGUCACGGGUAUUUUGAAGAAUGUCAAGGCACCGUCCAGGGGUGAGCGUGCCAUGGGAUCCCUUUGCACGAGAGACCCGGAGCCUGUGAGCCCUUCUGGAGUGUGUUUCCCUUCGACCCCUGCAGCCAGCCCUGUUCCAGAGGAAGAUGUGGACCCUCCCCAGACUCCUCAGCAAAGCCCACCGUGGGCUAAGCCCUGCUCGGCCAUCAAGCUCCAGAUCCUUUCCCUGCCCAGGUCCAGCAAGCGAAGCCCUUGGCCAGAGGUGAGACUCCUGACCCCCGUGCGACGGUCCCUGCGCAUUGAAGGCGCCACCGCUUCCUACCCACAGAUGCUGAGGGACCACGACCCUGUCGUCUCCUCCCUGGAGGAAAUCGUGGCCGCAGACCACGGGAGCCAAUUCCUCUUCCGCAGCAACACAGCUCUGCCCAGAGCGGUGAGAGUGGCCGACUUUGUGACUGGACGGGCCACCUGUGGGCACAAUGCCACCCCGGCCACGACGAAAGCAUCAUUGCCACGUUGAGGAGUGUUCACACCACCUCCUUUCCUCCCAGCCUCCUUCUUUCUCUUUCUUUGUAAACAAGACUGGACCCACAGCAUUGUUCUCUGAAGCCCUUUUGGAAACAUGUCCGUCUUUAUUCUUCAAUCCAUCAAUCAGUGUGGCCAGAAUCCCUGGGUUGCUGUGAGUUUUCCGUGCUGUCUGGCCAUGUUCCAGAAGCAUUGUCUCCCGACGUAUCGCCCACAUCAGCAACCCAAUCAAUCAGCCUUUAUUACAAGGAGGAAAAGUGCACAGCAGAUUCCUAAACUGAUGAGGCCCACUUAAGAACAGGAUGAGUUCAAUGCUAAAUGCAUACAAACAAGGAAAAAACACUGCAAAUCUAUACAAGGCAAGUUUCAGCCUGGGUUUAAUACAGGAAGUUGUCUUAUCCCGGCUACUUCAGAGAGAAACUUUGCAACAACCAGGGCCACAUGGUGGAAACUAUCACUAGUACAAACCUCACAUGAAAUUGGGCUGAUCAAAUCAGGGGGUAUUAUGAAAUUGUGGUGUUACGUUGGCCGUUUACUGCUACAUUUUGUUUCUGCACUUUGUGUAUUUUGCAUGUUGUAUCUUGAGUGCUCUGUGAGCCGCCCUGAAUCCCUCUGGGAGAUGGUGGCAAGGUACAAAUAAAAUAUUAUUAUUAUUA